CCGGAUUGCAGCGCAGACAGUCGCUGAGCACUCGAGGUGGUUGUCAUGGUGGCAGACAAGGCGGCGCUCCUGGCGCAACUGGCGCGUGCCCAGAUGGCCGCGCUGGAGGAGCACGUGCAGAUCUACCACGAGUGCGUGAGCGGUACGAUUGCGCUCACGGGCGCCCACCCGCUGACGGACCAGGAUGCCGUUGCGCUCGACGACGACCUCCGCAUCGUGCGGAAAAAGGCGUUUUACAGCAACACGCCCAGCACCCUGCCGUCGGCGUUUGUCCAGGACCUCUUUGCGACGGCGUGCAAUGAGAAGGGCGUCGUGGCGUCACCCAAGAAGAUGCAAGCUGCCCUUGCAGCGCUCAAGAGCAAGUCGCCCGACCUCAGUACCACAGAGCGCACGCAAGCCGCGAUGGUCAUUUACAGCUCGCUCGAGUACUGGCGCGUCAAGGCCGAGGCCGCGCCCAAGUAUGAGGAGCGCUUCACGGCGAUUUGCGAUGCCCACGACCCGUACAUCAACAUGUUUAUGGAGUGGAUUGUCGACGGGAGCGACGAGCGCAAGCAAGGCAGCGUCUACGAGCAAGAGCUCGCGAUGGUGCUCGUAAAGAUGAUCUCCGACUACAUGCCGUCCGACAAGCGCCAGAAGAAGAAAACCUUGCGACGGCUGCGAGAUUUCAAAGACAUUCCCAACCUCAAGACACAGCUGCGCGAGGUCAAGCAGACAAUACACGAGCUCGAAGACCCAACGAUGCAAGUCGACGAGAUCUUACAGUAUGUGCGCAUCCGCCGCAUCACGACGGUACAUGGCGAAGAGCGGUAUCGCUGCAAGUACGUCAACGGCGAAGUGUUUUGUGCAAUGCGCUCCGAGCUCGAGUGUGCCAAGUUCAUUCGCGCCAAGUGCAUUGAAGACCACGUCAACUGGCGGGACGUACUCGUACUCAACAAGUCCUAACGUUCGUCGUCCUCGCCUGUUUGUUAACUUCACACCACGCUCGUUGGUCGCAAGCCGACGACUUGUCGAUA
Molecule: messenger RNA, 1013 nt
Organism: Saprolegnia diclina VS20
Lineage: Eukaryota; Oomycota; Saprolegniomycetes; Saprolegniales; Saprolegniaceae
Exons: 4
Coding region: 46-942 (298 amino acids)
Source: RefSeq, a predicted model, not a curated record